Molecule: messenger RNA, 1611 nt
Organism: Penicillium longicatenatum
Lineage: Eukaryota; Fungi; Ascomycota; Eurotiomycetes; Eurotiales; Aspergillaceae
Exons: 4
Coding region: 1-1611 (536 amino acids)
Source: RefSeq, a predicted model, not a curated record
AUGCGUUACGAAAAUUGGGAUGUUUUGCUCUUCCCCGAGAGUUGCAAAGUGCCCGUCCAGGAGUUCAAAACGCAAUGCUUCGUGACCAAGGAUACUGAGUCCCCGUACCUUCAGAUUUCUACCAGCAUGAGUCCUCCGUCCUACUAUCCUGCUCAAGGCAAUGUUGGUCAAGUACCCGUUCUGACGACCUUUAUUCCGAGCAUGCCCAAGAACAGUUCAUUUCGUGUCUCCAUUCACAGCUGGGACAAGCCGCGUCCCAGCCGCUUCAUGGAGAAAUUGAUGGAACCGGAGGACGUGUUGGUGUUUGAGGGCCGGGUCUUCAUUGACGGACAGCUUGUUGCUGGCGGGAUCUUUGGUCAGCGGGCCUUAUGGCCUUAUGUUAUCGAUUUUAGUUCCAGUAAUCUAUCCUCCUCGUCCCUCUCCGAGACAUGGGCUGACUCUAUUGCAGACAUCGAUCGUGACGGCAAUCAGGACGUUCUUCGCUUCCCUCCUUUCCACCCCGAGAUCUUGGACCAACAACAUUGGGAUGCUGGAGACCCCUUCGGCCGGGUCAAGGUCAUCAUUUCCGAGGGGUUUGCCCGUCCAACCCGAUCUCCUCCCUUUGAACGGGUCAAAGAUGUGAUCACUUUAUCUUUCCAGCACGCUCCUCUGAGCAUCUUGGAAUACUCCAACAUCGCCUGGCCCAACUCUAACAUGUGGACCCAGGCCCUGCGGGUCGGACCCAAAUUCGACUCUACUGGGAAGGUCGGUGGGGCGGGGCCGGAUGAUACUCCUCAUGGCCACUCUCCAUCCCGGCCAGAGCCUCGACUCCCGCAAACCAUCAGCAGCGAGUCUAGUAGUACUCAGAGCGGGGCUUCCAAUGUAUGGGUAUCCAAUGCAUGGGUUUCCAACCGUGCAUUCCCCUUCCCUGUGCCUCAGUGGGAUCGCCAGGGGCACGAACGUCGAUGGGGAUUCUACCCAGAUCGUUACUUUGAACCACUUACGACUGAACAAGUUAUUGAACCGUUGAUCACCGAUGACGUCUGGAACCAUAGAGGUGCCCGAUCAUCUUGUGAAGAUGUUCCCAUGCCAGACUACUCCAGCAUCGCCAGCAGCCGUGCUAUGUCGAGCGUGGCUGGAAUGAGCUAUGGACACAGCAAACAAGCCAGCAUGACGACGCCGGUCGAUGACGAUCAGAUAAACGACUUAAUCCAAGCCAUGACUCCAACUAAAGUACCACCUACAACUGGCACUCGGGCUCCUUCCAAUACCCCGUCGACUUUGCCUGCAACAGCAAAGUCCUCUGUUGUAGUCGAAGUUCGCCAUGGCAGCACCCGCACUUCUGCUCUGCGAGAACUGUCGCAGCCUAGUACCCGCGAUGUAUCCGGGUCGAGCAACAAAUCUCUACCAGUUGAGCAGGUUACAACUCCAUCGAGACUCGCUCAUAGUCCCAGUGGCAGCAUCAAUGGCAAGAAAGAAUGGGCCAAGGAAAACUCAAAGGAAUCCUCGCAGACGAGUUCCGAGGAGGAUGUAAUCGAGGACCCAAAGGAGAAUAAAACCCUCCUGGAGAAGAAAGCUGACUGUGAGCAAGCUGUGGAGGUGGGCGAAGGACUUACCUCUGUUUCCUUGUGA